AUGGGCAAAGCCAAACCCAAGAGCCAGAAGCGCGAAGACUACCGCAAUGCGCGCAGCCAAGAAGGCGUGGUGGACUUGCCAAAGAAGAAGUUCUACAGGCAAAGAGCUCAUGCAAACCCUUUUUCGGACCAUCAACUAGUCUACCCAGCUAGCCCAGAUGAAAUGGACUGGACCCAGUACUACCCUGCCUUCGCUAUCCAAGACGAAACCCCUUCCAUCGACUCAAGAGCAGUGGCAACGGCGAUUUCAGACUCAGAUUUGCGGUGCGAUUCAGUUGUAAAAACACGUAACUUAAGGAAGAAUGUCGAGGUGGUCGAUAUUGGCUGUGGCUUCGGAGGGCUCUUGGUAGCACUUGCCCCUCUUAUGCCAGACACCUUGGCACUUGGCCUGGAAAUUCGAACUUCGGUCACUGAGUAUGUCCAAGAACGUGUGAAAGCGCUUCGAGCCCAGAACGAGGGCACUGGUCUCUACCAAAACAUCAGCUGCCUCAGGGCCAACAGCAUGAAGUUCCUUCCUAACUUCUUCAAGAAGUCUCAGCUGUCGAAGAUCUUCAUUUGCUUCCCCGAUCCCCACUUCAAAGCCAGGAAACACAAAGCCAGGAUUGUCUCGGCCACACUCAAUUCCGAGUACGCAUUUGCGCUUCGGCCGGGCGGUGUCGUCUACACAAUCACGGAUGUCGAGCCGUUACACCAAUGGAUGGUAGAACAUUUCAGUAUGCAUCCUUCGUUCGAGCGUGUUUCCGAAGAGAUACAGGAAGCAGAUGAGUGCGUCAAGGUCAUGAGGUCAGAGACGGAAGAGGGUAAGAAGGUAGCACGGAAUCAAGGGCAAAAAUACGUUGCCCUUUUCCGUAGAAUGGAAGACCCUCCAUGGUGA
This is a messenger RNA of Colletotrichum truncatum, 873 nucleotides long. Its product is annotated as tRNA (guanine-N(7)-)-methyltransferase. The record is from RefSeq and is a predicted model, not a curated record. Gene Ontology annotation, molecular function: tRNA (guanine(46)-N7)-methyltransferase activity. NCBI's taxonomy places the organism in Eukaryota, Fungi, Ascomycota, Sordariomycetes, Glomerellales, Glomerellaceae. Gene Ontology annotation, cellular component: tRNA methyltransferase complex. Gene Ontology annotation, biological process: RNA (guanine-N7)-methylation; tRNA methylation.